Penicillium verhagenii is the source of this 1062-nucleotide messenger RNA. RefSeq lists its product as uncharacterized. The record is from RefSeq and is a predicted model, not a curated record. NCBI's taxonomy places the organism in Eukaryota, Fungi, Ascomycota, Eurotiomycetes, Eurotiales, Aspergillaceae. The coding region runs from base 1 to 1062 and encodes 353 amino acids. The transcript is spliced from 2 exons.
AUGGGUGCUAGUGCGAGAGGUCUACAGAUGAUCGAGAUCGUUUCGGUCUUGGUAGCUCUAUGUUUUGUUUGUGUGGUAUUGCGCGUGGUGGCGCGGUUACGUCGCAGAGUUGGCUUCGGUGUCGAUGAUUAUCUUAGCAUCGUGUCCAUGGUGCUGAUGCUGGCCAUGCUAGUGGAGUUGAUUUUAUGGUGUACAAUAGGUGGGAACGGUGCACAUGUCAAAACACUAGACGAGGAGACAAUCGAAAACUACUACAAGAUCUUCCUCGCCAACCAAUUCACAUACUUCGUCCUCUGCCCCUCAAUCAAAAUCUCCAUCAUCUGCUUCUAUCGCCGCGUCUUCACAACACCCAGAUUCCAACAAUAUACCUUUGCCCUCAACUGCCUCAUCGCCGCCUGGGGCACCGGAAUCUUCCUCGCCUGUGCCGGCCAAUGCCAACCCUUGAACGCGUAUUGGAACAAAUCCAUAGCCGGCCACUGCUUCAACGCCAACCUCUUCUUCAUCGUCAACCAAGCCUUCAACGUCCUAAUGGACUUUGUCAUCCUCGUCCUCCCCGUGCCAAUGAUCUGGAACCUCCACCGGGCAUGGCAAGAUAAGCUCGCCUUGAACGGUGUCUUUGCCAUCGGCGCAUUCGUCUGCUUCGCAAGCAUAUACCGGAUUGUCGUCCUAUUCUGGAUCAGCCCCGUGGACCCGACUUACACGGUCUACCAGGCUACCCUGUGGACACACAUUGAGCCCUCUGUCGGGUUGAUCUGCUCCUGUCUCCCCAUCGUGCGAGGACUGUUCCCUGCAUUCAAGUUGAAGAACCGAUCCAAUCGCAGCACAGCGCCUUACUAUAUUAAUACGGAUAUUACCAAUUCGCAUGCUUUGUCCAAGGCCAGUCCUCUCUCUCCUGACCCGGAGUACUUGAAGAUGCAGUCGGCUAUUUAUGCUGGGGGCCAGGAAACGAAUAUGAAGAGAAAUUGGCUAGGGGAUGAACUUGGGAUCCAAGUCCAGACCGAUAUUGCUAUUACCCCUGAUAAUGAUUCGACUACUGCUUUGAACUUGCCAUCGCAUAGCUGA